Messenger RNA from Arabis nemorensis, 426 nucleotides. The record is from the annotation of a GenBank genome assembly. NCBI's taxonomy places the organism in Eukaryota, Viridiplantae, Streptophyta, Magnoliopsida, Brassicales, Brassicaceae.
AUGUCAAGAGUUAGCAUAUGUGUGUUUGUGUUGCUAUGUGUGUUUGCGGCUAAAGCAGCCGCUCAAUCCGCUUCCAACGUAAGAUCAACUUACCAUAUCUACAAUCCUGCCCAAAACAACUGGGAUCUUUACCGAGUAAGCGCGUAUUGCGCGACGUGGGAUGGGAAUCAACCGCUUGAGUGGCGUCAGAGAUACGGCUGGACAGCUUUUUGCGGUCCGGUUGGACCGCGUGGUCGUGACUCUUGCGGUAGAUGUUUAAGGGUGACGAAUACCGGGACGGGAACGCAAGCGACGGUAAGAAUUGUGGAUCAGUGUAGUAACGGUGGUUUGGACUUAGAAGAAGGCGUUUUCAGACAGCUUGAUACUAAUGGUCAGGGAAUCGCUCGUGGUCACUUAAUUGUCAACUACGAGUUUGUUAACUGUUGA